This is a messenger RNA of Penicillium lagena, 1737 nucleotides long. RefSeq names its product delta-1-pyrroline-5-carboxylate dehydrogenase prnC (gene prnC). Gene Ontology annotation, molecular function: L-glutamate gamma-semialdehyde dehydrogenase (NAD+) activity. Bases 1 to 1737 code for a protein of 578 amino acids. Gene Ontology annotation, cellular component: mitochondrial matrix. The transcript has 4 exons. Lineage: Eukaryota; Fungi; Ascomycota; Eurotiomycetes; Eurotiales; Aspergillaceae. The record is from RefSeq and is a predicted model, not a curated record.
AUGCAGUCGGUUCUCAUGCGUGCCAGAGCUCCCUCCGUUGCGCGGUGGCAGUCGCUCACCUCGCGCGUGUCUCCAAGCUCGCGGACCUUGGGCACGUACGCAACUUUCAAGAUUCCGCAGAUUAACAACGAACCAAACAAACACUAUGUGCCUGGCUCACCGGACCGCAAGGGAUUGGAAGAUGCGCUCGCCGCCACCAAGAAGAAUGCCCCGCACACCGUGCCUCUCGUGGUUGCAGGGAAGGAGAUUAAGAGCUCUCAGACCUUGACACAGACCAAUCCUGCCACCCAUGCUCCGCUCGCGACCUACUCUAAUGCUUCCAAAGCUGAUGUCCAGUCCGCCAUUGACGCGGCUCUGGCUGCUCGCAAGUCCUGGGCGCAAACUCCCUUUGCAGAACGCGCCAGCAUCUUCCUGAAGGCUGCUGAUUUGAUUGCGACCAAGUACCGUUAUGAAAUCAUGGCUCUGACUAUGCACGGCCAAGGCAAGAAUGCCUGGCAGGCCGAGAUUGACUCGGCUGCUGAGCUGGUCGAUUUCUUCCGAUUUGGCGUCAAGUACGCCGAGGAGCUGUAUGCGCAGCAGCCUGUGCACCAUGCGCCGGGAGUCUGGAACCGUCUUGAGUAUCGUCCCCUGGAAGGCUUUGUCUAUGCGGUCAGCCCGUUCAACUUCACUGCUAUCGGUGGAAACCUGGCUGGCGCGCCCGCGUUGAUGGGCAACGUUGUGGUGUGGAAGCCCUCGCCGUCCGCUAUUGCCUCCAACUGGCUGGUCCACCAGAUCCUGCUUGAAGCUGGGCUUCCCAAGGAUGUCAUCCAGUUCGUGCCUGGAGAGGCCGAAGAAGUGACCAGCACUGUCCUUAACCACCGUGAUUUUGCUGCCCUCCACUUCACGGGCAGCACGGAUGUCUUCCGAAUGCUGUAUGGCAAGAUUUCUCAGGGUGUGGCGGAUGGCAAAUACCGCUCCUACCCUCGAAUCGUCGGCGAGACUGGUGGCAAGAACUUCCAUCUGGUCCACAAGUCGGCAGACGUCCGCAACGCGGUGGUCCAGACCGUGCGUGGUGCCUUUGAAUUCCAGGGCCAGAAGUGCAGCGCCACUUCCCGCGUAUACAUUGCCUCUUCUAUCGCAGACUCGUUCACGAAGCAGUUGGUCGAAGAGGUGCAGAAGCUGAACGUUGGAGAGCCGUCUGAGUUCACGAACUUCUGUGGCCCUGUCAUCCACGAGGCCUCGUUCAACAAGCUUUCCGGUGUCAUCGAGGAGGCGAAGAAGGACCCUGAGCUCGAGCUGCUGGCUGGCGGCACCUAUGACUCCUCGAAGGGUUGGUACAUCCAGCCCACCGUCUACCGCACCUCGAACCCAGACCACCCCCUUCUUUCGCGGGAGCUGUUUGGACCCGUCCUGGUGAUUCAUUCGUACAAGGAUGCCACCGUGACGGACUUCACCAAGAUCUGCGAGAAGAUCGACAGCAGCAGCAUCUACGGCCUGACGGGAUCCGUGUUCGCGCAGGACCGCGGGGCCAUCCAGGUUGCUGACGACGCUCUGCGCAACUCGGCCGGAAACUUCUACAUUAACUGCAAGAGCACUGGUGCUGUUGUCGGCCAGCAGCCAUUCGGUGGUGCUCGUGCCAGCGGCACGAACGACAAGGCUGGCAGUGCCAACUUGCUGUCGCGCUUUGUGAGCUUGCGCUCUGUCAAGGAGGAGUUCUGCCCUACCUACACCGUUGCCUAUCCCAGCAACGCUAACUAG